Messenger RNA from Alligator mississippiensis (American alligator), 363 nucleotides. RefSeq names its product insulin like 3 (gene INSL3). Lineage: Eukaryota; Metazoa; Chordata; Crocodylia; Alligatoridae. Gene Ontology annotation, molecular function: hormone activity. Bases 1 to 363 code for a protein of 120 amino acids. The record is from RefSeq and is a predicted model, not a curated record. Gene Ontology annotation, cellular component: extracellular region. The transcript has 2 exons.
AUGCGCUGCUGGGUGGCUCUGGCCAUCGUCGCCCUGAUGGCGAGUCCCAGCGUGGGCUCCCCGGCGCAGGACGACCGCGUGGUGAAGCUGUGCGGCAGGGAGUUCAUCCGGGCCGUCGUCGUCGCCUGCGGAGGGUCCCAGUGGAAGCGCUACCCCUGGAAGGGCACGUCCUCUGCCGAAGUGCUGGACUGGCUGGACGGCGGCGUGUCCAGAGAGCCCGGCGCGCGCCCCCCCACCCCGGUGGACAAGGCCAGCCCCGAGGAGCCUCUGGGGGCCAUGACACGAGUCCCCGGCGGCCUGGGCCUUGCCGGCGGGUGCUGCACCCGGGGCUGCACCCGGCGGCAGAUGACGCGGUUCUGCUAG